CUAAUCCCCAUUUCUUUUCUUCCAGAAGUAUGGGGGUGCUCCAGAUGAUAUGACACUUACAUUGCCUCUGAAGAAAGAACAAAAAAGGAAUUUUAUUGCAUGGGAAUAUUUCUACCUAAUGGCUAAUGUUCAUGAGACAUCUUCCUAUGUUAUGUGCCUGACAUCAUGGAUAUUCUUCUUCUUAAAUCACUGCUUCUGGUACUAGCCAGCUUUUUAAGUGGACUCUUCUGCUGCUACCGUCCAGGUCUCUUUCUGGAUGUGAAAAGAUCAGCCUAUAAAAAACCAAAUUUCAUCAUAAUUUUAGCCGACGAUAUUGGAUGGGGAGAUCUUGGAGCCAAUUGGAACCUGAGAAAUGAUACACCUAACCUGGAUAAGAUGGCGAUGGAAGGAAUGAGAUUUGUAGAUUUUCAUUCAGCUGCAUCCACCUGCUCCCCAUCGCGUGCCUCUCUGCUUACAGGACGCCUUGGCCUUCGAAAUGGAGUGACCCACAAUUUUGCUGUGACGUCAGUGGGAGGCCUCCCGUUGAAUGAGACAACAUUAGCAGAAGUCCUAAAGGAAGCUGGCUACCUCACUGCUGUGAUAGGGAAGUGGCACUUAGGACAUGAAGGACGUUAUCAUCCCAAUUUUCGUGGGUUUGAUUAUUACUUCGGGAUACCCUACAGCCAUGAUAUGGGAUGCACAGACACACCAGGCUAUAAUUUGCCUCCCUGCCCAGCUUGCGCACGGAACCCUAUGACUGGAAGUAACCAUCAGAAAAGCUGCUAUUCAGAGGUUGCAGUUCCUCUUUUUGAAAACCAUGCAAUUGUCCAACAGCCUGUUGAUCUAGCCAGCCUGACUGCAAAAUAUACAGAGAAAGCCAUCCAGUUCAUCAACCAUUCAAGCCAGAAGAGUCGGCCUUUCCUCCUAUACCUCGCUCUGGCUCAUAUGCAUGUACCUUUAGUAUCACCCAAGUCACCACAGAGGUUGCCCCAUCAAGAUCCAUAUGGAGCAAACCUGCAGGAGAUGGAUGCCCUGGUGGGACGCAUUAAGGACAAAAUUGACAGCAUGAAGGAAGACACUUUCCUCUGGUUCACAGGAGACAAUGGCCCUUGGUCUGAGAAGUGCCAGUAUGCGGGGAGUGUUGGUCCAUACACUGGAAUAUGGCAAAGAAAGAGAGGUGGUAGUUCAGCAAAGCAGACAACGUGGGAAGGGGGACACCGCGUUCCUACGCUGGCCUAUUGGGUAGGAAAGAUCCCAGGAAAUGUGACAAGCCCUGUGCUAUUAAGUCGUGCCCGACUCUUCAUGACCCCAUGGACCAGAGCACACCAGGCCCUCCUGUCUUCCACUGCCUCCCGGAGUUGGGUCAAAUUCAUCUUGGUAGCGUGGUCUGCAAGCCAACGAAGAGACGUUCAGGGAGAUCCCCUUGCUCUGAGAGCCUCUGACCUGCAACAAGAUUCCCAGGUGCCCAGCCCCUCAUGUGGCAUUUUAGACAUAUUUCCUACCUUGGUGUCUCUGGCAAAUGCAAGCCUCCCUCCCAGCAGACGGUUUGACGGCAUGGAUGUGUCUGAAAUUCUCUUUGGACAGUCGAACAAAGGGCACAAGGCUGGCCCUGUGUGUGUUGUCACAUGGAAGGAACUCAUCCAUGAGGGGGACGAUACUUGGAACCAAUCCACUAAGCAUACGGGGGUCCUGCUGUUCCUGAAUGGAAAAGUAGACACAAUCCCAGAGGCCCAGACAUUGUUCCAUCCUAAUAGUGGGGCAGCUGGAAAAUAUGGAGAGAUACAGGCUCUUCGACUUGACCAAUACAAGGCAUUUUAUCUCACAGGUGGUGCUAAGGCCUGUGACGGACGUAUUGGAAAAGAACACCAUCACCAGCCACCUCUCAUUUUUAACUUGGAGAAUGACAUUCAGGAGCAGCAACCCCUGGACAUUCAUAGUGAAGAGUACCAAGCUGUCUUGCCAGCAGUAAGGGAGGCUCUGGCAGACGUUCUUCAGGAUAUUGCGACAGACAACGUAUCUGUAGCUGAUUAUGCUCAUGACCCAGCUGCGACGCCCUGUUGCAACCCACAUCAUGUGGUCUGCAGGUGCUAGUUGCCUUAUUCUGAUUUAAUCCUUGGAAAUUGUUUGAAAGAUACUGGAUGGAUACAUAGACUUCAAAAAGGAUGGGUACUAUCUGCACCAUUUUUUCAAAGCCUGAACAAUUCCAAGGAAUAUUAGGAUGUAGAACUCUGUUAUGUGACAACAGGGAAGUGUUUUUCUAAAUAAAUUGCAAAAUGUAGGACAAUUGCCAUUUAUUUAUUCUUUUACAUAAAAUUACUAAAAUCACUUGA
Molecule: messenger RNA, 2309 nt
Organism: Pogona vitticeps (central bearded dragon)
Lineage: Eukaryota; Metazoa; Chordata; Lepidosauria; Squamata; Agamidae
Source: RefSeq, a predicted model, not a curated record